Messenger RNA from Adineta ricciae, 1191 nucleotides. The record is from the annotation of a GenBank genome assembly. NCBI's taxonomy places the organism in Eukaryota, Metazoa, Rotifera, Eurotatoria, Adinetida, Adinetidae.
AUGAGCUGCAACCUAUCGUUUACAGUCGAUCUUUCAGAUUUUGACAAAAGUGGAACAGGUACCACGGACGGCAACGUGCAAGUAGUCGACUAUUGUAAUUCAUUAGAAACCACGCUGAUUGAAUCUAUUACAGAAUCAUGGAGCAGUGACAUCGACAGUCUUCCAGAUAUUGAUGGGCUACCUCUAAGAUCGCCCAUACUCACCUCUGUUGAUGGAGUAUAUCAAUACUUGACAACUUCUACCUCGUGUUUUUCUACAGUUGGAUGCACAUCUGAUAAUUCUCUGCCUACAUGUCGAACAAAUUCUAAGCCAUCAUCGAUUCUAUCGGUACCACUUUCUGCCGAUGUUCAUAUAAUAGACUCGACUUCAACGAAAUUAAAACUCGUUUAUCCAAUUGAAGAAACCUAUCGCGGACGUUAUAAAAGUGAUUAUUUUCCUCAGACUGGCGCAGUUCGCCAUCCACGAUAUGUCGCUGAUCGAGAGCACAAUCAUCACAUAACACUACAAUUGCCAAGUGUAUAUCAUUCUGAUUUAGCGAACAAGUACAUUCGCAUUGCAUUAAUUACUGUGUCCAUCGACGGGCACGGUCAUUUCUAUAGUCCAUAUAAAUUCCAGAGAGAUCAUAUGGAUAUUAACAUUUCAGAUGAAAAUCCGAUUUAUGUCAAAGUGGACACUAAUGCAAAAGAAGCGUUUAUCAUGAGGCUACAGCUUGUUUUAAUCAAAUCGAAAUUAGAUCAACUUAAUUACUGUCAACCACUGAAGUGUUUUUCCGUUACCGACAAUACGAAACAGAAUCCGAUUCAUGAAGGCAUUUUAUCACCUAAAGACUUAAUCAAUCGAUAUCAACUCGAUAAAUCUCACAUAGCGUUUACGCUAUGUACACAAAAGUCCGACGGGACUUAUGAGCCUCACCCACAAACAACAGUUGUCUCCACCAUUAUCAGUGAAGUCUCAUCGACGAAAAAGACGAGCAAUAAAGUUGCUUCGGAAGAAGCUUCUGCUACAACUGUAUCACCACUAAUCGAUACUGACAAACACUUAUGCUGUCCGAAUUGUUGCUAUCAUUUCAAUGCUGUUUCUAAUUCCACAUCUAACACGAGUAGCAAACGUUCGUUCGACGACGCGAUCUCAUGUUCAAGUGCCAAAUCCACAACCAAGAGAAAUAGCAAAAGAAGAAAGAAGAACAAAUAA